This is a messenger RNA of Phodopus roborovskii (desert hamster), 913 nucleotides long. RefSeq names its product mitochondrial ribosomal protein S10 (gene Mrps10). The coding region runs from base 26 to 637 and encodes 203 amino acids. The transcript has 7 exons. NCBI's taxonomy places the organism in Eukaryota, Metazoa, Chordata, Mammalia, Rodentia, Cricetidae. The record is from RefSeq and is a predicted model, not a curated record. Gene Ontology annotation, cellular component: mitochondrion; mitochondrial small ribosomal subunit.
CCGGAAGCGAUCCUGGGGUCAGGGCAUGAAGAUGGCGGCGCGCGCGGCGUGUGCGGCUGUGUGCAGGCGCUUGCAGCAGGAAUUGGGGAGUUUGUCUGUAAAUGGUUCUAAGAGCAGUGCAGCCCAAACUGGUGGCCUCCUGCUCAGCACCAGUGUGAAGUGGGCUCCGACGUCCAGCCUGCACAUCGAUGUUCCAAAGGAUCCGGCCAAACCCACGAUAGCCACUUCCGAUGAGCCAGACACAUUGUAUAAACGCCUGUCCAUUUUAGUGAAAGCCCAUGACAAGGCUGUGUUAGACAGUUAUGAGUAUUUUGCCGUGCUCACUGCUAAAGAACUUGGCAUUUCUAUUAACGUACAUGAGCCGCCAAGGAAGAUGGAGCGGUUCACUCUUCUCAAAUCGGUGCACAUUUUCAAGAAGCACAGGGUUCAGUAUGAGAUGAGGACGCUCUACAGAUGUUUCGAGUUAAAACACUUAACUGGAUGCACAGCCAAUGUCUACUUGGAAUAUAUCCAGCGAAAUUUACCCGAAGGGGUUGCCAUGGAAGUAACAAAGACACAGAUACAGCAGCUGCCAGAACACAUCAAGGAGCCCAUGUGGUCAACACUCACCGAGGAAAAAGAAGAAAGCAAGUCGUAGCCUCGGGAUGCCUCCUGUGCUGGGAUCUGAGCUGAGCAGGCCUGGUGUGAGAGCACCCCAGCCGAGGGAGCACUCCAGCCGAGGGGAGCUCAAGGCUGCCUGACCUGCUCUGUGGAGCCCUCACACCCUGAGCAGUGCCUGAAGCCUGCAUGGUGGGCUUGGUCUCAGAAGAAGCACUGCAUCUGGUCGUUUCUACCUGACGUCGCUUGUGUUCUGGUUUGAACAAACAUUAGCAGACUUCUGUAUAACCUGAAAUAAAAGAUCCAGAUUUAAACA